UUGGUGUGGGGAUCUGGGAGAAAUCCCACCGCCAGGAAGUGAUCUAGACUCAUCCUGAGUCCAGGCUGAGGGUUGUAUGCAGGAGUUCUUGUUUCUGGAAUGGAAGGAGGCGUAGAAGGUUAUCCCAGGAACAGGUACCAGCGUGUGCAGGUGCUUGUUAGUGUGGGAACAGGGCACAGCAUGUCUUCUUUCUCUUAGGAACAAAGAGCAGGGGACUGGAGUUAGUCUUGGAAAUGGCUGCCUGAGAAGUUGGGCAACUAUAAUGGACGUAAUGGGAGAUUGGGAGCGGAGGAGGAAGAUGAUCGUACCCAGGUCCAGACAGGCUCCAUCGGGUUGUAGAGUGGAAAACAGACUUUGGGGGCGAGGGAGGAGGAUGGGUGACCAGGGAAGAGGGUACUGGAAUAGUCCAGGUUGAGUGUUCAUGGGCCAGAGUGGUAGCUGUGGAGGUGGGAGAAGUGGUUGGUAUUCUGGAUGCAUUUUUCAAGAAGGGCUGAUUUUGAGGGUGAGAGAGAGAGAGGAAGGAGUGAGAGAUGACACUAGAGUGUUGGUCUGAGCAGCAAGACGGGUGGAAAUUCUAUCAGCUGAGACUGGAAAAUCCGUGGUAGUGGUUUUCACUGGGGGGGUGGCAGGAGCUCAGAGAACAGACGACUGUGGCAUCGAGUGGGCAGCUGGACACAGGUCUGGAACUCUGGGGUGGGGCUUAGGAUGGAGACACCCAAAGGGGUGGCUAGCAUGCGUACCAGGCCGUGAUGAUACUUAGAAGAUGGAAUUCAGGUCAUGGCAGUGGUGUUAUCAGCAGGUCACAAAGAAGAUUAAGAGUUCUGAGGACUAGCUCUAUUGCUUGGGUACCUGGUUGGGGGUUAGGAGGAUCAUAAAUACAGAUGUAGGAGAGAAGUGGCCACGAAGGGAGUAUGUGGGGAGGAUGGUCUUGGCAGGUGACCAAGACUUCCGAGGGAAGAGCGGACCGGAGACAGAUUUGGAGGCGUCGGAUUAAUUGAGAUAAGAUGGGUUUACUAUGACUUUGUGGUAAGCUUUGGUGGGUUCUGGGGGUUUUGCUGGUGGGUAAUGACUGGGGCAAAUGUGGUCGUCUGUGAGAAUUACUAUGCCUGGUACCAGGAUGGCUGGGCUUUGAAGGAGAGUAGGUGCAAGGACCAUGGUUGUGGCUGCUGAGGGGACAGCAAGUGCAGCACAGAAGUGGGAGAGGGUCACUGGUAUCUGAAAUUCACAUGUGGUGCUAUGUGACUGACGUUGAAGCAAGGACUGGAGACGGGCGGAGAGGCCUUCAAAGCAGCAUCCAGGGCUACCCCUGGUGUUGGGAUUCGUCAGAGGUCUGGGGUGGUACUGGAUCCUAUUUGGAUCUGCCCAGUUCUUUCUGGAUGCCACGUACCAGGUAACCUGGCGCGAGUCGAGAGAGAGAGAUGCAUAUGGUGUGGGGCAGGGAGUUGGUGGUGGCUGUGGGGAUGCAACUGUGGGGUCCGAAGGCGCGAGAGGGGUGCAUGUGGAGAGAGGGAUAUGAAUUGAUGGUCCUGGGCCCUGGUACUGGAAACUUAGGGGUGAUGGGUGACCCCAAAUUUUAUUGUGAGUCAUGAUAACAGAGGACUCCAGGGAAUCGCAUGGCAGGGAGAGAUGCGGUCCUGGAAUCCUUGGGCAUAUUCCCGAGUGUAGAUGGUGUCUCUCUGCCUACCUGCCUGCACUUGUUGAGGGCUGGGCAUUUGGUUAAUAGAACCAUGAAGAAAGAGUAGAACCAGCAGAACCGGGUUUCUCUGCUGAGGUGGGGAGCUUGGGAAGAGGAUGGGCAUGGGGUAGAUGUGUGGGUUUGGAUUGUGGGUCCUCAGGAGGCUGUGGUUCCAUCUGUCCCCAACAUGACAGGACAGUGUGACUUUGGAGGACGUGGCCGUGUAUUCUCCUGGGAGGAAUGGGGUCUCCUUGAUGAGGUUCGGAGACGCCUGUACCACAAUGUGAUGCUGGAGAACUUGGCACUUAUAACCUCCCUGGAUUAUUUUUGUGGGAUAGACAAUGAAGAGGCCCCUUUUGGACCGAAUGUUUCUCUGGGAAGAACACCACCAAGCAGGACUUCGGGGCCAAAUCUAUCCACCCAGAAGCUUCAUCUCUGUGAGAUGUGUGUUCCUGUAAUGAAGGAUAUUUUGUACCUGGCUGAGCUUCAGGGGACACAUACCAGGCAGAAAUCCUACACACGUGUGGCACGUGGGAAACGAUUGUGUUUCAGUGCAGAUCUUCGCCAACACCAGAAUGAGCACGGUGGGAAAAUGCCCGAUAGCAAGGACGUGGACAGGGCUUCCUUUGUGAAGAGCUAUAGAGGCCAUUCAUUAGGGAAGCCUUUCACCUGUGGGGAGGUUGAAAAGGACUUCCUGGCCAGUGUGGCCAGUGCUGUGAGUAUACACAGCAGUACUAAGUGUGAGGAAGCCUUUCGCAGUGGAAAAAGUUCUUACAGAUGUGGCGAAUGUGGAAAAACCUUCUGUCAUAAACGUACCCUUGUUCAGCAUCAGAGAAUUCACACUGGAGAAGGACUGUUUAAGUGCAGUGACUAAGCUGCACUUAAGGGGAAAACCUUCAGCUACAAGCAUACAUUUGUUCAGCAUAAGACAGUCCAUGCUGGAGUAAAGCCUUUUGAGUGCAGUGAAUAUGGAAAGGCCUUCAGGUUUAAGUAUAAACUUGUUCAUCACCACCGUACUCAUGGAGAAAGGCCUUAUGUGUGUAGUGAAUGUGGGAAAGCUUUUGGGUGCAAAUCCAGACUUGUUCAGCACGAGAGAAUUCACACCGGAGCAAGGCCUUAUGAGUGUGCUGAAUGUGGCAAAUUUUUUAGACAAAGCUCCGGCCUUGUUCAACAUCGGAGAAUUCACACUGGAGCAAAGCCUUAUGAAUGUGGCGAAUGUGGAAAGUCCUUUAGCCAAAGCUCUAUCCUCAUCCAGCACCAGAGAGUUCACACUGGAGAAAGGCCAUAUGAGUGCAAUGAAUGUGGGAAAGGCUUUAGACAAAGCUCCAGUUGCAUUCAGCAUCGGAGAGUUCACACGGGAAUAAGGCCUUAUGAAUGUAGUGAAUGUGGGAAAUCCUUUAGCCAAAGCUUCAGCCUUAUUCUGCAUCGGAGAAUUCACACUGGAGAAAGGCCUUAUGAGUGCAACAAAUGUGGAAAAUCCUUUAGCCAAAACUACAGCCUCAUUCAACACCGUAAACUUCACGCUAGAUAAAGGCCUCAGGAGUGCAGCCAGCACAAGAAAGUUCAUUAAACAGUCUGCUCUGAUUUAACACCAAAACUUCAUGACCCACGUUAGUUUUAUGAAUCAGCAAAUGUGGAAAAAUGUUCAGCCAAAGAUCUAAACUCAUUGAGCAUGAGAAAGAAAUUCCACUUAAGAUGGUGGCCUUAAACCUUCAGCGAACGUGCUCUUUGUUCAGCGUAACAACACUAGAGAGCAUCUUUGCAGAGCCAUCUGCUGUGUAUUCCAGUUGUGGGAAGUUUUCAGGAGCUGCAUUUCAUAUUCUGACCUGUGCAGACCUUGCCAGAAUUAUGUCACUGCCAGGUGGUAGUAGAAGUCAUUUUGCCUCUGACACCUGGCAGGUCCUUACGGCACGCAUGUCACCUCAGCAUGCUUAGGGAAGACAGAUGUUUGCACUCUGUCUCCCAUCCUCUAGUGAAAAUCAUAAUCUGAUCCCCUGGGGGUUCUCAUUCGCUUUCUUCUGACUAGUAUGGCAGGGACCUGACCCACUUUUUGCUGAAAGGAUCCAGUCUAGGAACUGCUGAGUUUGUAAAGUUUUACCUUCAUGGUGUUAAUUGGUCUCAUGCAAUAUUUUUUAUAGGUUUUCCAGCCUCCAACUCACUGAUCUGGGACCUGUGUGUCUCACAUUUGCUCUGGUUUGUGCAAUAAUAAAAGUCUUAUUAAGUGACCUUUAA
Messenger RNA from Lynx canadensis (Canada lynx), 3907 nucleotides. Its product is annotated as zinc finger protein OZF-like. Lineage: Eukaryota; Metazoa; Chordata; Mammalia; Carnivora; Felidae. Gene Ontology annotation, molecular function: DNA-binding transcription repressor activity, RNA polymerase II-specific. The record is from RefSeq and is a predicted model, not a curated record. Gene Ontology annotation, biological process: negative regulation of transcription by RNA polymerase II.